Rubroshorea leprosula is the source of this 728-nucleotide messenger RNA. Lineage: Eukaryota; Viridiplantae; Streptophyta; Magnoliopsida; Malvales; Dipterocarpaceae. The record is from the annotation of a GenBank genome assembly.
AUUUCAUUUAUCAAAUUCCCGUCAAUCUCCCUGUUUUACAUUUUCUUUUCCUGAGAAUUUUUAUCGUUACCCCAAUCUUGGUACCAUGCCUCAGACAACGAGGCUCUUCAAGAAACCUCUGAAACGCACUGAUAUCACCAGGAGGCUGGCAAUCCCAUCAAAGAUUCUGGAAUUCUUUCCAAAUUUCAAUGAAGGCCAUACCGUAAAAUUGAACAUUCGGUAUGAGGGUCGGGUGUGGCCAAUGGUAUGUUCCACUAGGAAACAGGGAUACAAAAAACCUGUUUUCUCUGACGGUUGGAUACCCUUUGUUCGCCGCAACUGCUUAGAUGUCGGAGAUGUAGUGACCCUCUACAAGGAAGAAGGUGAAGCAGGAUUCUGGAAUCGGAUUGAGGUGGACAGAGCAACCAGGGCACCUUCAGUUGAUGGGAAUUUGGGUGUUUCAGUCCGCAACAAGGCAUAACCAGAGCGAAUUAGAGUUCAUAUUUCAUCAAGGAGUUGCAAGAUUUAAGGUGAUCUGUAAGAAAAAAAUAUUGAAAUAUUUUUGUAUCGCCAAAGUAUUAGUAGUUUUCUAAACUUUUUUUCUUAUUGGAUUUGAGAUAGUUUAGUAGCGAUUUGGAUCGCAUAAAUAUAAAUCUAUCGUUUACCAUAAGUUCUUUUCUGUUUGAAAAAAAAGAUAGGCCUUCUAUCGAAACGACAUAGGAGAUGGCCAAGAAAGGGUCAACAGAUGU